This is a messenger RNA of Amoebophrya sp. A25, 530 nucleotides long. NCBI's taxonomy places the organism in Eukaryota, Dinophyceae, Syndiniales, Amoebophryaceae. The record is from the annotation of a GenBank genome assembly.
AUGGAUUUUCUUGUUUUCAUAUGUGAGGGGAUCUUUCUACAGAAGGCGGAGGCCUAUCAGGCAGCAAGAAGCGCUGCAGAAUACUUGCACGCCCAUCAAGUUCCCUACGGUUAUACGAGCGUCUCACUCUUCGGACUCUUCAUGCAGGGGCUAAACCACGCACUAAGUGCGAAAGUGGAGAAGACGCUACUAAGUGAAAAAUCCGAGGAAAUUGGUGUGGCAGCAGAAGUUGGUGCGUCACCGGAAGGUCAUGGAACGCCAUCUGAUGGUACUGUAGCGAUUUUAGUUCUUUCCUUCUGUUGAUGAAUAGGAACGCGCGAUCUUCCUGUCAAGAAAGUAUCAUGAAGGUUGUGUUACCUACAUCAGACAAAGACUUUGAUUUGCAGUAAAAGUGGUCCCUCAACAUUGAUGUUGCGUGCAUCUUCAUGAUCAUCCUCAAUCAUCACUGCCAGGCAUCAACGACCCCAAUAGCCCUGCUUGUCCGGCGGUUGUCGCCGCCGUCGAAUGGUAUCGCACAAGUAAGAGAGGAC